Molecule: messenger RNA, 1188 nt
Organism: Penicillium digitatum Pd1
Lineage: Eukaryota; Fungi; Ascomycota; Eurotiomycetes; Eurotiales; Aspergillaceae
Source: RefSeq, a predicted model, not a curated record
AUGGAGCCCCAACAGAGUCCAGAAGGAACUCGUGGGGGGAGUCCCGUGACAGUACCUGGUCCCUUUGAGCACGCCCCGGCAGAACGCAAUAUAAGGAGAGUCGAUAGUGGAUAUGGCCCUGGUUUUACUGAAGUCCCAGUUGCAGCUCCAGCCACAAAUGCAUCAUCCGGCGAUGCUAACAAUGCCCAUCAUCAGCCCGAAGCUGCUGCUGAGGACUCAGGCUCGCCGCCAGCUACAGGACCACAUAUCAACACCACAGAAACAGCACUGGAUGAAUUCCAGCCAUCGUUCUCGGCAUUCGGGAAAUACGAAAAGUUGUUCAUCGUGGUUAUGGUGACUCUUGCUUCGUUCUUCUCCCCUCUUUCCGGCCAAAUCUACUACCCCGUCAUGCCAACAUUAGUACAGAAUUACCACCUCACCCCAGAGCUGAUCAACCUCACUAUCACAGCGUACAUGAUCUUCCAAGGCCUGGCACCGAGCUUCAUGGGCACAUUUGCCGACGCCGGGGGCAGACGUCCAGCGUACAUCAUUGCAUUUGUAGUAUACACCGCUGCCAACAUCGGGCUGGCGUUGCAGAACAGUUUCGCGGCGUUGCUUGUCCUCCGCUGUCUCCAGAGCGCAGGUAGCAGCGGCACCGUGGCUUUUGGAUAUGGCGUUUUGGCGGAUAUUACGACGACUGCAGAGCGUGGGAAGUAUAUCGGGCCCAUGGCAGCAGGUGUUAUGGUUGCGCCUGCGCUGGGCCCUGUGAUUGGUGGUCUUUUGGCCAAAUUUCUCGGCUGGCGCAGUGUCUUCUGGUUCCUGGUCGUUAUCAGUGGAGGAUAUUUAGUGUUAUUUGUGCUUGCUAUGCCAGAGACGGCGCGCAAGAUUGUUGGUAACGGCCGUGCAAUACCAAAUGAGUGGUGGCGCAGAUCGGUCAUCCAGUGGUGGUUAAAGAGGCAGGCACAGUCGGAUGAGGAUGGGCAAAGUGGUGCAGAAGAAUCACAACAGCACUUCCGGAGUACUGAACGACUUAGGUUUCCGAAUCCUCUCAGGUCUUUCGUCAUUAUGCUGGAGUGGGAUGCCUUGAUCAUCAUCUCGUACGCCGGCAUUGUCAUGUUCUCCAACAUCGCUCUGUUGACAAGCACUCCCAAUCUCUUUGGUCCACUGUACGGAUUCAACGAGCUCCAGAUUGGUCUAUGUUUCUUGUAA